AUUCCUCAAAGUUUGAUAACAAUGAAUAACCUAACUAUCUCAUUCUACCCUCUUUUGGUCAUUUGAAAUAAAAAAGCACCACCAGUUGACACAACUUGAAUGAAUGAAAAAGAAUAAUUCUGAUGAAAAAUGAGACAACCCUAAGAACUGAGUGAAUUUUUUUGUUCUAGUCUAGCAAAAAAAACACACACAAAAACCAUUCCACUCGAUCGCACGAAGCGUCUGUCUCGUCUCCGACUUGUAUGUCGAGUGGUUUUUCUCAAUUUUAGCAGAGUGUUUUCUUUGUUGGCGUUGUGCGCACGCAGUUUUCUCACAUUUCUCUUCUUUGACUAUUUAUUUCCUCUGUUUUGUUGUGUCUUUUUUGUAUUUUACUUGUCGAUUAAAAAGGGAAGCCACCCAAAAAAAGGGGGGUCAAUAUUACAUUAAAAUUACUUGAAUUCAUUUCCAAGUUAAACAACAAACAAACAAACAAAAACGAGUAAUACACACUCACUAACACACUAAUACAAUGAUGAUAAACACUGUGCUCGAACAUGUGCCUAUCAAAUUAGAGAAUUUCAAUGACGACGAAGAGAAUUCCUCCUCCAACUCUAACGACAAUUGUUCCAACUCCAUUUGGAGACCAUCAUCAUCCACAGAAACAGAAUUACAACAAACUACAAUCAUUUCUCGAACAUCAUCAACAACUGCCACAACUCUCGAUUUGGACGAUGUUAUCGAAAGUUGUGGCAAUGUAUUUAUUUACAGUCGCCGCAAGCUAUUCCUUAUUUGUGGCUUCUGUGAUAGUAAGUAUGCAAAUAUGUUACAAUUUGCUAAACAUUUAAAUGAUUGUCAUAAAAUAUUUUAUACUCAUUGUGAGGAAAUAGUCGUCGAACAAAGCGGCGAAGGGGUGGCGGCGAAUUCACCACCCGCCGACAAUGAUAGUGACUCAGAUGCAACUAUAGCAUCUUCGACAUCAUCCACCAAUUCAGGGGUAAUAGUCAAGGGUGGUUUUCAAAUUCGCUUUGUUGGGGAAGGUCCACCACCUGUCGAAAAAGACGAAGAAUCAUUACCUACCUCGUCGGACGUGUUGUUAAGACAUGUUCCUAUUAAAAUCGAAGAGGAACAACCUCCUGAAGAAGAUGACAAGUCUAUGAUGGACUUUGAAAAUAAUAUUGAAAGUUGUGGCAAUAUCUUUGUCAUGAAUCGAAGGAAACUCUUUCUGAUUUGUGGCUUUUGUGAAGGGAAAUAUGCAAAUAUGGAAUUAUUUGCAUCACAUUUACAUGAAAUGCAUUCAAUUUUUGAAGAAGACGAUGAGGUUAAUCGAAGUCUUGUUGGAAUUGCCCCACAGCCAUUACAAAUCAAAGAAGAACCUGAGGAGGUUCUUGUGGCGGUUAAAAGACGACCAACUGCCAAUGAAAAUCUACUUCCAAUGGUUGCUAUUCCGACAGUUGGUAAUGAGGACAUAGUUCCUGUUCUAAAUCCUGAGCCUGAAACUGUCCCAACAGCUAAAAAAAAGAGAGUACUCUUAGAAUCUCGAAAUGAGAGAAUAUCAUCGAAAGAUAGCGAUGAUUUGUCAGUUGAGAGUGACUUUUCUGAGGUGAUUCCACCAAAUGAAGAAGCUAUCAUUUUACGUGGAAUCAAAUCCUUUUCCUGCCAAACAUGUUCCAAAACAUUUAAAAAACUCUCACGAAUGUUGGAACAUGUUAGGAUCCACACUGGCGAAAAACCACAUCAAUGUGAUGAGUGUGGGAAGAGAUUCCGUAUUAAACUCCGACUAACUGAACAUACUAUGCGUCAUAGGAAUGUUAAAGCUUUCAAAUGUGAUUUAUGUGGAUUAGGGUGUGCCACAAGGCAGGAUUUUGCUUUGCAUCAACGGCAUCAUAAUAAAGAUAAGCGAUAUGCUUGUAAAGAAUGUGGGAAAGGGUUUGUUCGGAAUCAAGAUCUUAAAACCCACAUGAGGAUUCACACUGAUGAACGCCCGUUCAAAUGUGACAUCUGUAAUAACGCAUUCCGUGCCAAACAGAAUCUCAUUAUUCAUCGAAGGAAGCAUGAUGCUACUAAGGAAUUCAAAUGUGAUUUCUGUGAGAAGAGAUUUAUAAGGAAAAUUGAUCGAAAAGUUCAUCAUAGAACACAUACUGGAGAGAAGGCGUUUAAAUGUGAGAUUUGUAAUCGGGGAUAUUCGGCGAAGAUACAUGUUCGUAAUCAUAUUCAAAAGAGCCAUAUGGGUGUGGCUCAGUUAGAAGAUCAGUCUGAUCAGGGUGAAAAAAUAGAUUGUCAAACCAAAGAGAAGAGAACUAGAAAGUCAAAGGAUAAGUCAUUUAAGUGUAAACACUGCCCAAAAGUAUAUACUGGAAAGUCAUUUUUGGAAAAGCAUAUGAAAAAUGUUCAUAGCGAUAAAAAUGAAGCAGAAACAACAAAGUCAGAUGAUGAUAUAUUGAUGGUAGAAGAGAGUAUUGAUGAUGAAAGUCCAGAAAUAAUUAUAGAUGAUCCUUAAUUCUUUACUUUUUUUUUUGUCAAAAAAACUCAAAAAAUUAUACUCGCUUUUAUAGAUUUUAAGAUUUAAAAAUAACUAAAAAACAUAUUUCUCGCUUUUAGCCAUUUUUAAGUUAAAGAUUAUGUUAAUGUAAUAAAAACUAAGAAGUAAAGUCCCAUAUAGUCCAUCAAAUAUAAUAUAUAUGUAGUUCGGGACAAAGGAGGUGCAAAAUUAUAAACUAAAAAAAAAGACAUUUUUAUUUUUUAAUAUAGAUUUAAAACUUUAAGAUUAUUGCUAAGAAAGAACAAAUAAAUGCAAAUACAAUGACUAUUUUUUUAUAACUCAGAAAAAAAUUGAAGUUGUU
Molecule: messenger RNA, 2819 nt
Organism: Episyrphus balteatus (marmalade hoverfly)
Lineage: Eukaryota; Metazoa; Arthropoda; Insecta; Diptera; Syrphidae
Product: zinc finger protein 184-like
Exons: 1
Coding region: 509-2476 (655 amino acids)
Source: RefSeq, a predicted model, not a curated record